Molecule: messenger RNA, 1151 nt
Organism: Plutella xylostella (diamondback moth)
Lineage: Eukaryota; Metazoa; Arthropoda; Insecta; Lepidoptera; Plutellidae
Source: RefSeq, a predicted model, not a curated record
CCAUGUACCAUGAUAGCAUAAGAAUUGCGACUGGCCUGCGAGCCAGUAAUAAACGAGUUACCAAGUUAACCGGUCGUAUCAUUUGCUCCGUCUAUUACACUGGCGAACGAGUGUGUGAUUACCCGCGUUAUAAAAUAUUAACAGUUAUGUCUUUUUUUGGAAAUAUUUCGGUUUUCGACCAUAAAUCCGGCGAGUGGUCGAUAUUUAAAGGUCGAUUAACGCAGUUUUUCAAAAUAAAUGAUGUAAAAGUUGCAAAUAAAAGUGCAGUGUUGAUAACGCACCUAUCGGAUGAAACCUACAGGUUAUUACGUAACCUAGUUUAUCCAAAGGACAUAGACGGUUUGAGUUACGACGACCUAGUUCAAGUACUCGAUGCUCAUUUUAAACCCAAGCAGUGCUCAUUCGCGGAUAAGGCCAAGUUCUACGGGGCCACAAGGAACCCAGGUGAAUCCCUCGGAGAAUGGGCGGCACGUCUCAGGGGCCUAGCGAGCUUCUGUAACUUCGGUACCGCCCUGGAGUCAACGCUUCUGGAUCGCUUCGUUCUCGGACUGGGAAUGGGGCCAGAACGUGAUAGGCUCUUCGAGCAAGAUUCAUCGGACUUGACGUUCGCGAAGGCGCUGGAGAUCGCGGAACGGGCAGAGUGUGCUAGAGAGGCAAAGGCGUUGGUGACCAAUGGAGCCGGCGUGGUGAUCCAGCAGGAGCCGGUAUACCGCGUGGCGAGCGAGCGCGGGGGCGCGCCCCGCCGCCCGCCGCCGCGCGCCGCCCCUGCCGCCGCCGCCCCCGGGGACCAGCGUGACCAACAUGUCUCUCGAUGUUCUGUGUGUGGGUUGAAAAACCAUAGUGAACUAAAGUGCCGAUUUAAGUCAUUUAAGUGCCAAAAAUGUGGAGUGAAAGGUCACUUGCGUAAAAUGUGCAAAUUACGGGUAAAUAACAUAGAAACCGAGGAGAAUGAUUCUACCUGUGAGGACUGUAAGGAAUGCAGCUUAUUUAACAUGAGGUAUGAGAAUUAUGAACCUAUAACUUUACCUGUUAAAAUAAAUAAUGAACAAUAUUGCAUGGAAAUAGAUUCUGGUUCUGGUAUUUCGGUCAUGUCACAUAGUUUUUACAGUGAAAACUUUGAGGGAAAUAACUUAAAACCCAUGCUCAAUUAG